Molecule: messenger RNA, 882 nt
Organism: Cynoglossus semilaevis (tongue sole)
Lineage: Eukaryota; Metazoa; Chordata; Actinopteri; Pleuronectiformes; Cynoglossidae
Gene: blvrb
Product: biliverdin reductase B
Exons: 5
Coding region: 1-624 (207 amino acids)
Molecular function (GO): biliverdin reductase [NAD(P)H] activity; riboflavin reductase (NADPH) activity
Source: RefSeq, a predicted model, not a curated record
AUGUCGGAGUUCAUCAAAAAUGUCGCGAUAUUUGGAGUCACAGGAAUGACCGGGCUAGCGACUCUGCCACUGGCCGUGGCUGCAGGAUACAAUGUGACCGUGCUGGUGCGGGACCCUGCCAAGCUGCCUGCUGACCACAAGGCUUCCAAGGUGGUGGUAGGAAAUGUACUAAAUAAAGAUGAUGUGAUGAAGACCAUGGAAGGGCAGGACGCAGUCAUCAUCAUACUUGGGACAGGCAAAGACAUCAGCCCGACCACCAUGAUGUCUGAUGGCACCAGGAACAUUGUGGAGGCCAUGAAGGCUCGUGGGAUCACCAAAGUAGUUGCCUGCAUGUCAGCCUUCUUGCUGUGGGAUCGUGCCCAAGUCCCUCCCCGUCUUCUUCCUCUGACCGAGGACCAUGACAGGAUGCACAUGGUGCUCAAAACAUCUGGACUAGACUACGUGGCGGUCAUGCCGCCUCACAUUGAUGAUGAACUUCCUCUGACAGAGCGUUACCAGGUGUCUGACUCCAUGGUGCGAGGCAGAGCCAUCUCUAAACAUGACUUGGGACAUUUCUUUGUCAAGUGUCUCUCCACCUCAGAGUGGGACGGCAAGUCUGUGGGAGUAUGGGGGGAGUACAAGUAGUUUAGUACAAUGAGUUUCUUACUUAUAACCUGUUUUUUGACAAAUAUUAAAUUACUUUCAUGUUUCCAUUCCAAUUUAAACCUGAGAUAAUUGAAAAAAAUGCAUUACCUUUGCUUGUUUGAGUCAUUUUCUAUCAUCAGGUCUCAUCAUAUUCGAAAGGUUUGUUCCCUAUGGUGAAGAGCCAGUCACGUGAUACAUACUCUGUACACAGCAGCCUUUUUUGAAGCUGAAAACAAAAAUAAAUGAAUAAAUAAUAAA